Symbiodinium natans is the source of this 747-nucleotide messenger RNA. The record is from the annotation of a GenBank genome assembly. Lineage: Eukaryota; Dinophyceae; Suessiales; Symbiodiniaceae.
AUGAGCAAGAAGUGCAACACCCAAUCGAUCUUUUUGAAGGGCGAUGUGGUGAGAGAGGACUUCGGAAUGGUCGCAGGGCCGCCUCCUCGAGGUCGUCAGGGCAACCAGCUCGAUCGGCCAUUGUCGGGUCGCCAGGAAGCGGAAGCUGGCGGCAUGCGCGCAUGGAGCGGCUGGAGUGGGUCCCGGAGGGACGAGAUGGAGGAGAGCUGGGCGCCCAAAGGCUCGAGCAAGGGCUGGGGAAAAAGCUGGCGCAGCGACCCCUGGGAGUCCCCAAGCUAUGGUGGCUACGGCUAUGGCGACAGCUAUGGCUACAGCGAUUACGGGUAUGAUGAUGGCUAUGGCUACGGCAAAGGCAAGGGAAAAGGAAAGGGCAAGGGGAAGGGCAAGAGCAAGGGUCCAUCCUUCUACUCCAUGCACGAUGAGCGUGGUGGCGAACCAAUGCGCGAGAGAUCACCACGCCGUGCCGGUGGAUUUGGCGGGCGUUGGAAGCAUGAUAUGUAUGACGAGAAGGACCUGCCCGCAGGUGAGUUCCGAAAUUUUGGUGGACGAACCCUUGGUGGUGGGAGGAAAGGCAAGGGGAAAGGGUCGGGCAAGGGCAAGACCAAUGGCAAGGCCAACCCCAAGCAGCUUGACCAGCAACUGAGCCGCUACUUUGGAAAGGAGGACGAUGGCUUGGACAAGUCGGCUUUGGACACAGAGCUGGACUCCUACAUGGGCAAAGAGAAGGCAUCCGACGAGAAGGCUUAA